GCGAUGCAGCGAUGGAGCGCUGCCCGGGCGGGCGCCGGGGCCGGGGCCCGAGCACCGGGCGGAUCGCGAGCCGGAGCCGGAGCCGCAGCCAGAGCCCGGACCAGGCCGGGGUCCGGGACCGCAGGGCCGGGCUGCUCGUAGCGGCGGCAACGGAGCCCCCCAGCGGCUGAGGGGCUUCCUCCCAGUUCCUGCCGGUGGCCGGGACUCAGCAAGCCCCCGCAGCCUGGGAGCGCGGGGAUCCCCCCACCACAUCCAGGACCCAGAGACCCCCAAGAAAGCGGGAGACCCCUCCAGAUCCAACAGAGAGCGACUCCCCUGCUGGGGAAAGCGGAGACUUCCUCCGUAUUCAGAAGACAGUGACCUCCCUACGGUACGGCUAAGACUCCCCCUCUUCAAUCUGGGCCCCCCCAAGACCUAGAACGCAGUGACCCCCCCCGUCCGGGAUUGCUGGGACACCCCCCCGUCAAGAACCUGGUCAUUACAACUCCACACCUCAAGACACGAAGACCCAGCUCAGAACGCCCCUAGAUCAGGGGGUUCCUAGACCCCCUAAUUCCGGUACACAGGAACCCCAAAUCUAGGGAACUGAGGACAGCGCGAGAGCUAUCCCUCACCAGCAAGAAGCCUCGGGGCCCCCCUCAAAGCUCCAGGACCCGGGCGACUGAGCCCCUCGCGGCGCCCUUCGCAUCCCAGCCUAUGGUUGUGGCGCCCUGAGCCCCCCCCGGGCCGGGCUGACGGAAACCGAGACGGCGCCCAGGCCCCCUGCCGCGGCGUCCCCGCGGCCCCAGCCCAGGGAGAAGAUGAGCGUGGGCUGUCCAGAGCCUGAGCCACCCCGCUCCCUGCCUUGCUGUGGGCCGGGGACUGCCCCUGGGCUGGGUGCAGGGGUGCCCCUCCUCACUGAAGACAUGCAGGCACUGACGCUCCGCACCCUGGCUGCCAGUGAUGUCACCAAGCACUACGAACUCGUCCGGGAGCUAGGCAAGGGCACCUAUGGGAAGGUCGACCUCGUGGCCUACAAGGGCACAGGCACGAAAAUGGCGCUGAAGUUUGUGAACAAGAGCAAGACCAAGCUGAAGAACUUCCUGCGGGAGGUGAGCAUCACCAACAGCCUCUCCUCCAGCCCCUUCAUCAUCAAGGUCUUUGACGUGGUUUUUGAGACGGAGGACUGCUACGUGUUCGCCCAAGAGUAUGCGCCUGCAGGGGACCUGUUCGACAUCAUUCCCCCUCAGGUGGGGCUCCCCGAGGACACGGUGAAGCGCUGCGUGCAGCAGCUGGGGCUGGCGCUGGACUUCAUGCACGGGAGGCAGCUGGUGCACCGCGACAUCAAGCCCGAGAACGUGCUGCUGUUCGACCGCGAGUGCCGCCGCGUGAAGCUGGCCGACUUCGGCAUGACGCGCCGCGUGGGCUGCCGCGUGAAGCGGGUCAGCGGCACCAUCCCGUACACGGCGCCCGAGGUGUGCCAGGCGGGCCGCGCCGACGGCUUCGCGGUGGACACGGGCGUGGACGUGUGGGCCUUCGGCGUGCUCAUCUUCUGCGUGCUCACCGGCAACUUCCCGUGGGAGGCGGCGUCGGGCGCCGACGCCUUCUUCGAGGAGUUCGUGCGCUGGCAGCGGGGCCGCCUGCCGGGGCUGCCGUCGCAGUGGCGCCGCUUCACCGAGCCCGCGCUGCGCAUGUUCCAGCGCCUGCUGGCCCUGGAGCCCGAGCGCCGCGGGCCGGCCAAGGAGGUCUUCCGCUUCCUCAAGCACGAGCUCACGUCCGAGCUGCGGCGCCGGCCCUCGCACCGCACGCGCAAGCCCGCCGGGGACCGCCCGCCCGCCGCCGGGCCGCUGCGCCUCGAGGCGCCCGGGCCGCUCAAGCGGACGGUGCUGACCGAGAGCGGCAGCGGCUCCCGGCCCGCGCCCCCUGCCGUUGGGCCCGCGCCCGCGCCCGCGCCCGCGCCCAUGCCCGUGCCCGAGGCCGGCCUGGCGCCCCCGGGGCCCCCCGGCAGGACCGACGGCCGCCCGGACAAGAGCAAAGGGCAGGUGGUGCUGGCCACGGCCAUCGAGAUCUGCGUCUGAGCCGCCCCCGCCGUGCUCGCACCAGGCCGGGCCCGCGCU
Messenger RNA from Callorhinus ursinus (northern fur seal), 2096 nucleotides. RefSeq names its product SH3 domain binding kinase 1 (gene SBK1). Lineage: Eukaryota; Metazoa; Chordata; Mammalia; Carnivora; Otariidae. Gene Ontology annotation, molecular function: protein serine/threonine kinase activity; ATP binding. Gene Ontology annotation, biological process: protein phosphorylation. The record is from RefSeq and is a predicted model, not a curated record.